Fusarium oxysporum Fo47 is the source of this 780-nucleotide messenger RNA. RefSeq lists its product as uncharacterized. The transcript has a single exon. Lineage: Eukaryota; Fungi; Ascomycota; Sordariomycetes; Hypocreales; Nectriaceae. The coding region runs from base 1 to 780 and encodes 259 amino acids. The record is from RefSeq and is a predicted model, not a curated record.
AUGCCUCGAUAUGCCAGCAAACAGCAAAUACAGCUGGAAACGAACAGCCGCAGUGGCUUAACCACUGAAUGCAACAUAUUUGAUAACAAACAGGGCUUUAUCGAAGCCGCCGCAAAUCAUCUGUCCCGGAAACAAGUCCCGAGCCCCUUCACCUCACUUUUUCGAUCUUGGGAGAGUGCCCUACGACGAAGAGCCCAAAUGAUCAAAAAGGGAGCCUUCAAAGUCCUGAUUAUUGCCAUCUGGUUGAGAAACCGGGUAGUCUAUGAUGCGGAAGAUAUUGCAAAGUCCCUGGACUAUGUGGUAUGCCCAGCCACACCUGACAAGGAAACAAGACCACUUGAUCCCCAUAUUGACGAGAUCCUUAGUACGGGUGGUAUCCUAGCAUCCGAAAAUAUGAUACUUGCAAGUUUUGGAGGGACGAAUUGCGAAAUUAAGAGGGUACAGAUAUCACCACUUAUCAAUGACAAGCGAAAGCUCUUGCCUGCGAUGAUGCCUACAGAAGUUGAACUGAAAUACGAUAACGGGAAAGUUGAAAUUACUGAAAGGUUGGCGUCCGAGCUAUUUCACCGUACCGGAGUUCUGGAUGAUGGGCAGUUCUGCGUUCUUGUGCUGGCAAUUUGUGGAUGUCCCGUCAGAGCCAGGAUAACAGAGGAUGGUGUAGUAAUCAAGACUAGUGAGAUAUCUAAUAGACCAUGGGUAGUCUUUCGUAACGGCAAACAAGAGUACUAUUUCCAACUAGAGGAUGGGUUGAUGCAACAUCACCCAACACAGUGUUGGUGA